Molecule: messenger RNA, 495 nt
Organism: Eruca vesicaria subsp. sativa (arugula)
Lineage: Eukaryota; Viridiplantae; Streptophyta; Magnoliopsida; Brassicales; Brassicaceae
Source: the annotation of a GenBank genome assembly
AUGUCUGAUGAUUCCAUCACUUACUCAACUAAAUCAUCAGAUGAUGACAACAACAAAGAGGAGGAGGUUGACCAGGCAAGUUCUGUUCAGGAAAGUUCAAAAUCGGUGAGGAGUGGCAUGAAGGUUCUUAUGAGACAGUCAACGAGGAAAGGACAUAGACUGAUGAAGAUGAGAUCUAUGAAGCGUGUAACUUUCCUGAGGAAGAAGAAUCUUGAUUUGAUUUCCAGGAAGGACUUAGGAGGGUUAUUAGAGCCUCGUUACUUGAGACCAACAAGCUCUUCAGCUUCCAAGAAUGUGGAAAACAUUCAGAAGAAUCUCCAAGCAGCUAGGUUGAAGAGAAUGACGGGUUUGAGACACAAAAGGUUGCUGAAAGCUACUUGUUCUUCAGCUAUGAAAGGUUCUUCUCCUUCUUCUAAGAAGAGUGAUGAUGUGUGCAAGUAUAAGUAUUGUUCUCUCCACGGUCAGCCUCAUAGCCACGCUGCAGAUAAUAUAUAA